AUGAACAAAAAGAGUUUGCGAGAUGACACGGGUUGGGAGCGAGGCGAACUGCUCGGUCUCGUCCAAUACGUUAACGGAGCGGUAAAAUUGGACAAGAGCACAACGCUACUAGCCAUCCAUCGCAUAUUCUCGGCCCGAGACGAGAUGGCUGUUGCUACAUGUUGUCGCAAGUUAAUCGCGCGGCUUGUCGAACUGCCGGCGGACAUCUUGAAGGAGGCGGAAUGGGUAUCGCUGCUCCAGACGCUUACAAAGGGAUUUUCAUUGCCGUUUCCCGAUAUCUCGCCGGAAAGCAAAAAGACGGGCACAGAUGUGGAAAUUCCGGUCUACGAGGUGGACCCGCGCAGAGGUUCUCAAGAGGCGAGACUCUCCGAAGCGGUGUACCGGAUGAACGCGAGCUUCAUUGGUGGGCAUCUAUUGGAAAGUGUUUGCCAGCGAGUGUUCCCGGGCCGGAAUUGGGUCAUCGAUUCGGAAGCUGGAGCGGAGGAGGAGCAGCCCAGCACUAGCAUGGAUGCUACACAGGAAAAGCUUCAGCUCUUCACGAAAAUCAUGUCUUGCCCGUGGGUGGGGCUGCCGCAGCGAGUAGCCGAGCAAAUUGCCGGGGUCGCGACAACGAUUCUCGUAUCGGCCGCCAACUCGUGUCCACGAAGUUCACAGAAACAAGAAGACAUUCAGCUGAUGGUCGAGUCGACAAACGCCCACCACACAGCACUCGAUGCCGUCAUGCCAAUGUUGCCCGACCCGUCGGCGUUCAGCCGGCAAACGGCCCAGAUCUACAGCGAAAUAUGCGAGAAGUUCUUGCAGUCGGCGCUGAGGAUGACGGUGGCAAAGGGGUUGCUCGCAAUUCUUCCCCUCCUCCUCGACACCAACCUUCCACAGCUACCGGAAAUAUUGUGGAAAAUUGCUGCUUGGAACUGUCUACAGACGACACCUGUGCCCCCUCAGCAUUCGGCUGAUGUACCCCGGAUAGUCCCUAUUGCAAGCCCGGAAUCGGAUGAUCUCGACAUCAACCUGUGGCUGAACUCGGCCAUCUCGUCGGGCAUGCGCACCGCAUCUGGGUUGAACCCGGCGAACAAUGAGAGCAACGUUGAACUACUUCUUAUCGCCAUUGCAUGCCUACAAGCAAUUUCCUCCCUCCAAAACCCAUUCGACCAACGAUCCAAGGACGAACUGAUCAUCGUCGCCACGCACACCGCCAAGCUCGAGGACCCACAGUUCAUCUCCCAAUUCGGGCAGCUCUACCGUCAUCUGCUGGCCAAGAAGGUGUUGGAUAAGGAGGUGAAGCAGGAGUUGCUCACCGCUCUACUGCAGCUCUUCACAGCUGGGGAGAACAUUCGUGUCUGCGACGUCUUGACCAUGGUGGCCAGGGCCGAGCCGGACUUGAAGGACACCGAAGUAGCUCGCCAGAUUGUGCAGACCGCUGUCGCUCAGGCUGACGGAAACCUGGGGCUCGAACCGGCCGUGUUGGAUCUUGUUCGAGAUCUCACGCAGCUACUCUCGAGUGACGAUCUUGCGAAACUACUUCAAGACCUCGUUCCACACCUAUCGGAUCAUAUUAAGAAGUACUUGAAGGGCGAGCCACUUUAUCGAGACGUCGGUCCGAUACACACCAAAUUGCAUCUGCUACAUGUUCUACUGAAAGGCGGGCGUGAAUUGGUGCCGAUGGAGCGAUUCUACGAAGCAGGACUCGAGCGCAAGAAGGAGAAGAAGACUCCGGAAACUCCUGGCCAUCACCUGCAGACUCAUGUUCGAAUGGAGAUGACCGGCCUUGACGGCGAGGGAUACUUCAAAUUCCUGGAAGAUGUGGCCGAGGUGGGACUACGGAGCUUCAGAGAAGAAGCCUACCCCGCGGCCGCCCUCCCGCCCCUCAACACCGAAUUCCUCAACUACAUUCGCAAGGGGCAGCCAACGAUGGCCAUGAUGAACUACUUCUUCCGUGUCUACAACCACUUGUUCACGGAACAGACAAGGAUUUAUCUGCAGUCCUUUAACGCUCAUGAUCCCGGCUUCGAACUUCUGAUGCUGGAGACGUUGUCCCGGGAUUCGGCCUGUCCGAUUGCUACGCGAUUUGUGAAAUGCAUCCACGCGGAGCUGAAUACGACCGGCGGUACCUUAGCGACGUACUCGGCAUUUGACGGGAUAUUUGCAGUGCUUGCCUCUCCACUAACAUUUACCCCGGCUUUAUGCGAGGAGAUUGUCGAGUUGAUCGACUUUCUGGAGAAGCGCACGCUGGUAGUCCAAUGUCGCGACGUAUGGAAGUGCGAGGGGGCUGUGGAUCGGGUGCAGAGUGUACUCCAGCUCCUCAAGAACCCCAUGCUCAACCAGGUGGUCCCGGGAGCGGAACGGCGACUGCGAGAAGCCCUCAUCCCGGAAGUGGCCGACUAUGCUGAUGUUUACACGCGACGUGUCGGAGGGCAACCCUUACAGCUGGAGGAUGAUUGGCAGGCGACAAUUCGUCACGGGACCUCCGGCGCUGUGGAUCCAGCAACGGUCGCAAUGCGCACCCUUCACGAGCGGCUGGUUAUUGAUCUGAUGUUGCGGGUGACGUUGCCGGAGUGUCGUAGCGAGCGAGUCAUCCAGUGGCUAUACAAAUCCCAUGCACUCCAACUUCAUUCCUGCACCGUUGGCGUGUCGGAGGCGACGAAGACCAUCUUCCAGGGCAUGGAACAAGAUCUUCAAGUGGCCCGCCUCACAGCCCUUAUCAUCCAGCUCCUCCACGGCAUGAUUGAUGUACGCGGGCCGUACUCCGUGGAGACGGGCCGACUUCAGAACGUCUUCGGCGAGCUGUUGUACGGUCUGUUUGAAAAGGGAGAUGAUUUGCCAUGGGAUGAAGUGCCGGAGACGAUGGCCGAGCCGAUCCUUGAGCUGUGUGAUGGACGCAUCGAGACCUAUGGGGCGACGAGAGCCCUCCUCGACUUUGUGCGUCGUGUCCUCGAAAAUACGGAUCUGAACGAUCGAGCGAAGAGGUUGAUCGUGGGCCCCAUCCAGCAGCUGCUCCCCCAGUUCCCAGAUUGGAUCAAACCUCAGCACAGCCCAAUCUCCAUCUUCACCGGGUCGCAAAUGCUGUUGGAGGUGCUGGACGAGGAGCCCUACCUAAAGACACUGCAUGAUGUGAUGACGCGUUGCGUGGAGAAGGUGUUCGACACUGGACUGCUCGAUGACCUUUGCCGCUGCCACCCUCUGCGUGUCCAGAAGACGGACCGUUUUGCGCAGUCGAUGCUUAAAUAUCAGCCAAAAACGGACGACGAAGACGUGGACCCAGUGAGAAAAGCCCUAGCGCUUCUAACACAGUUCAACACCCCACAUAUCCACUCGCGGAUUGCCGUCAAGCUUGCGGACCUGCUCGACAAGUGGCUGAUCUUUGGGGACGAGGAAUUGGCUGUGUUGAAAGGAGAGUUGGUGGCCGAGGAACAGCUUUUAGAGCGCCUUGUUUGGCGUUUGAGGUUGAUGAGCGUGUGCUUUGCAUACUUGGACGAGUUGGCCUCCCGACUGAAUGGACACUCCGACGACGCACAGUACUACAGUGAUGAUGAGAUACUGACCAAGCAGCUGCACAGCAUCCUCGACACGCUCGGCUCCCCGAACCGCUCCAAGUCCGAGGAGCGCGAAGGGCAAUGCGGAGCCGAGGCCAGCUUGUGCACCUAUUCACGUACUCAGCAGAAAUUUGUGGAUCAGCAUUGGUAUAACUGCCAUACGUGUACGAUGACGGAGGCGGUGGGUGUGUGCUCGGCAUGUGCGGUCAACUGCCAUCGCGGUCAUGAUCUCUCCUACUCCAAGCACGGCUCCUUCUUUUGCGACUGUGGCGCGAGGGGGCCCGGUUUUUGCCGAACGUUGAGCCGAGCCGAGCACGAUGUCAAGGACACGCAAAAGGUGGUGAUGGGCGCCGUUGGCGUAACGAAACGCCGUGGGCCCAGCUACGAUGAUCGCCAACAACUUCCACCCCUCGAAAGACCUUUUUCGGGCAUCGAAGUGAAGCCGAGUGAGGAGACCGAGAUCAGAAAUGCCCUCCUCCAACUGCGAACCAUCCUCGACCGCCACACCGACGACAUCCACAACUUCUACAAGGCUGUCAAAGAGGCCUCAAACGCACGCUGGCUUCUCCCCGAGCGUCGCCUUGAAGCCGUCGCCGAGACGGGCGAGCAAGAGCUGCAACAUGAAAAACUGAUGACGGCCGUCUUGACGAUCGACGAUGGAGCGCAGGACGUGUUCGAGAGGAGGGGGGAUACCUCGUCUACCAUUCAGCCCCAUAUACUGAUUCGUGAAUUGAUGGGUACUGUGCGGCUGCCGGGUGUUGGAUGCGUGAUCGUCUACCUGAAUGAGGCGGGGGAUCAAGUGUCGCUCAUUCAGCCGACGGCCAAUCCAAACAAGCCUCAAAAAGCCGGGGGAGGACCCGUAUUUUCCUGGAGAAUCGAGACUGAGUCGUUGGAGUUUCGGGCAAAGAAAGUGCUAUGCGAGGAACAGACGGCCAUUGUCUAUGGCGGUAGCGACGGGCUGGUGUUGAUCUUCAAUAAUGAAGGAGAGGUCACCGAACGGCAUGCGAUGCGGCUCCAGGAACAUCGUGGGGAGGUGCCAACACACGUGACACGCUGCGCCUGGUUGGGCGGGGAUCGCCCAUUCUUGGCUUUUGGUGGGACACAGCUGGUGAAGAUCUUCGAUAUGGCCGUCGACAUGAACGAGUGCAUCGAAGAGCUGGUGCUGCCGAUCGAGAACUUUACGGAUAUGGCCAUCGACAAGGGCAGUCCUGACGCGAAGGGAGGCUACGGUGGCCCGAAGAUACUCGUGCAGGCCACGCAGGGAGGCUUCUACAGUCAUGCGAUGAUCGAUCGCGAUUUGGACAACCCGGGGGAGGGCAACUCAUACUAUCUGACAAAUCAGGUCCCAUCCCCCUCGCACAAUAACGCGAUGAUAUUCUCGAUGCACUACUCCCGGCACCUGAAGCUACUCUUCCUCUCGCUUUCCAAUGCUGUCCAUUACGUUCGGGUUCCCGAUGGCGAUUUUGCCCGCAUUGAUGCCGCCAACUACCACAAGAUCGUGAUGCCGGACGCGGUAAGCGCGUGGCACGAGCAGGACGGGCUGAUCUCGGCGAUACACCACGGGAAGCCCCAUCUCUGCACGUUCUUCUACCCGAAGGAGGGUGCCAUCGUCACACAGCAAGUCGAACUGCCGAAGGGUGCAGUCUGCUACACGCUGUGGGCUGACCGAUGUUCCGGCUCCCAUUAUGCCAUCUUCGUGCUUGACGAUGGUCCUCGAAGUGUCGCCCUCUACGCCAGCGAUUGGGCCUCCGAGCCAGACUUCUGGAUCAAGGGACAGCCCCUCGAAGAACACAUCCUUGAGUCGGAUGAAGACGACGACAAGAAGGAGCCCCUCUUCUUGGAAGAGACCCCAUCCGAAGACCUUGUCACCAUCUUCGAGUCGGCGACACUGGCCACGAAGGUGAGCUUCAGCUGCGACGAGCUGGGGCUGUAUUAUGAUGCGGAAGAGGUGACGAGGAGACUGACGAGUAUUGGGACGAUGCCGUUAACGAUUCUGCAACGGCAGCCGAUCACGGUGAACGUGCGACUGCAGGAGUACAACUUUGUCGUGAGGGCAUUGCGGGUUGAGGUCGGGGCCGGGAGGCUGCCAGCUGGGGUGACCAUUCUGGAGACGAGAUACGAUUUCGACGGCGAAGGUGCGCGUACGUUUGACAUCCGCUUCACCCGCACGCAGAGCCAGACCAUCGAUAAAGCCUUCUCGGUCACCAUUCAUCCAGGAGAAGACCCGGGCCAGGAUCAAACUGCCGUCGUCAGCAUCCAGGUCUUCGGCAUAUCCAGUCAGGACUUUGGGUGCGAGACGACAAAGAAGGCACUACUCCCCCCACUCAUCUUACCCCAACAAUUCCUCGUGCGGCUGCUCGACCUCUACAAGGACACGCUGGGUGCCGGAAUCGAGUACCGCAACCAGGAGCUCGCCAUCCACAUCGGCGCCGGUGCGUCGGGCCCCAGGAAUGGACAUGCAUUAAUGGCGGAUGCUGCGGCGUCCAUGCUACGCACGGCAGUCCCCUCGAUGGCUGAAUACUAUACCUACAAGGAUCAGGCUGUAUUCGCCGAUUUUGCCUCAACGCUGGUUACGUUGGCCCGCUUUCAGACGGGUCGCUUCUACUCGACGAUCCGUAUCGUCGCCCAACGCAUGAUCCAAACGUUCGUCGCCGUGUCGAAGGCCGACCGCAACCAGGCCAAGGGCUCCGAGGUCGGGAAGAUGGUGCUCAAGCAUGGCGGGGCACUGCCCUACUACCAGCUUGGGAAGGGUCUCACGCAGGAGGCUGAUCCCGCCGAGACCAUUCAUCGCAUGGGACCCAUCGUCCAGGCGACACAACUCGGUGCUGACCACGUCGACUUGUUCGACAAGGGGAAAGAAUGUCACUGGAUUGUCGAGCUGAUCCUGGCCAUAGCCCGGAAACUCGGAGGAAAACCCGAAAAACCCGAGGACGACGAAGCGGACAUCAUUGACAUCCCCGCGAAGCCGUAUCGCCUUCGACCCGACACACCUCAAGCCUGCGCCCUGGUCGCCCUCGACAUGGUGCUCAUCUCCCAGCUCCCCGCCCGCCUCGUUACCUCCGUUGCCCAGCAGAUCAUCGCUCACAUCAACUUUGAGAAUGGGCGUUUCUUCGUCCCGAGUCGCGACAAUUACAGGCAAUUCAUCCUCCUCCGCAUUGUCAUGGUGCUACUCCAUAAGUGGGACGACUUCAGCGAGGCCAAGGCCGUCAAAAAAUCUGUUCGAAUCAAGGCCCAGGACUCCAACGACGAGCCGGAGUCGGAAGGCGAAGAAGAGCCCGACGCCGACCCGACCUCCUCCACGUCGCCGGCCCACAAGGAGGAGAAGCCGGAACUGCGCGAGCUUUGCGAGACGUUGAUUCAGAAACACUGCCUCCUGAUGUGCUUCGAGGCGCUGAAGCAGGCGCGCAGCUUUUGGGCGACAUGGCAGGAGCCGAAGACGGACGCGCGGAAGUGGAGUGAUGGGGAUCAAGUGUUCGACUUGAUCCGGCCCUACCCGAAGCAUUGGGGCUUCCAGGACGGGUACCGGCUAAUGGUCACCGAGCUGGCCGUCCGCCUCCCAUACUUGAUUGAGCAGCACGUUGACCACGGUUUCGGGACCGAGUGGAGCGACAUUUUAUGCCAGCUGAUGUUCGAGACGAAUUGUACGCACCCAAAGGUGCGCCGCCUCUGCCGCAAGAUGCUGAUCGCCAUCCACAACCACGACAAGUUCAGCUACAGGCUUGUGCGCGGCAUGCACAUGCUCACCUGUCAGAUCGCGAACCUGAACAAGAAGAUGGCGGAGAGCAAGGGAGUCGCGCUCACCCAUAUGCAGAUGACCGAGAUGUUUGAGAUCGUCAACCGCAUGGCGAAGAUCUCGUGCGAGCGGACACCAGUCUGGCGCAUCAUAGCCUGCCAACGGCUGGAGUGGCUACUCUCCAUUGCCUGCCAACUCCCCGAUCCGAUCUCGGGACGUAUCGUUGAGCUGCUACUGAUUGCCGUUCGAGCUGGGGAAGACCUUCCAGCGCCCGAAUUGACCACCUCGUUGCCGUACAGCGAGAAGGUGCUCGACCUGCUCAGCACCUACCAGGGCCAGCUGGCCAAUGAGCUGAUUGCCAAGCCGAAGAAUUUGCUGUUGUUCAAGAAUCUUCUCCUACGAUACCUUCUGGGGCGGGACGAAGCACGAAGAUGGAUGCUCCACGGAAUGCUCAGAACCACCAUCCAAUUGGCUUCUCGAGCCAACCAGGCCACCCUGCUCCGAAUCCUCUGGAUCGAGCUGUGGCCCGUGGCCCGUACUCUCGGGUCAAUGGGAGCCCAGCUGGCCGACCUAUUAGCCACUUAUGCUCCUCGGCUUCUGCCCCUCAACGACCUCAUCACUGUCAGCGAGCAGGAGGUGAACGCGAUCCGGAACGCGCAGAAAAUGUUAAAAAUGGCCGGUCACGACGCGGCCACUCGCCAGCUGAACGGCUUGGGGUUGACGUGGCGCGAGGCAAUGCUUAUCGACACUAGCCCAUGUCUUGUCUGUACCACACGACAGGACACCACGCAGACGAUGAAGAUGUCGAUGAUCAAGCAGGACAGCCGGUACACCUCAAAUGCGCACCUCAUCAAGCUGGCCGGGCAUUAUGAGAUUAGCAAGGUAAUCAUCAAGCUCAGCGAGGUCAAACGUGGGAAGACGAUCAAGAAAGUCGUGCUCUACUAUUGCCAACGCCCCGUCCAAACGGCGAUCGACCUGAAGACGCACAAGGACGAGUGGGAAAAGGCGGCCGAAGUUACGGUGGCUCCCGGGGAUCUCGAGAUCAACCUCACCCUGCCGAUCCCGCUCUCAACGUCUUCGCUGGUCGUCCACUUUGCCGAGAUUCACGAGGCGAGAGCUGGGAUGGAGUUGCACUGCCCGAGAUGUUCCACAACCGUCCAAGCAAAUCCGGGGAUCUGUGAAAAUUGCAGCGAAAACGUCCACCAAUGCGUCAAGUGCCGUCAGAUCAACUACGACGAGAAGGAGCCUUUCCUCUGCCCAUCCUGUGGAUUCUGCAAGUACGCCCGCAUGGAGCUGCUCGUCGUCAGCCGCCCGCUGGCCUCGAUCCCGCCGCUGAGCAGCGACAAGGAGUACCUACAGGCUCAAGAAUCUAUGGGAAAGCUGCUGUCGGAGAUGGAGCAGACGAGGACGAGCCUCACUGCCGCGAAGGCCCUAGCUGAAGCCCUCUGGAUUAAAGAGCCUCAACUUCCGCCGAUAGCGCUGCACGAAGAGAGCAUCGAGCACGCCAAUAUUCUGAUGCAAGCCGUGCCUCAGCUUCAUCCCACGCAGAGCAGCGUCUCGGCCCUAUCAGCAUGCGUCAGCCACUGCAAAACGGUGCACGAGGAGCUGUGCGCGCAGACUCAGCAGCUGAUCGCGUUCCGGGAGGAGCUCCGCAACUACCAGAACAGCUCCAACUCGACGAUCCACAAGGCGCUGAACAUGGGCUUUUACUCGACCAGCAGCACUUGUCUGGGCUGCAUAUGCGCCAGUGUCAUCCAUUCUGUGUCGCUGAUCGCGGCCACGUGCGACCAGCCGGGCGUCUUGGAGAAGCUCCUCGACAACGACUUCAUUUGGGGCCCACUGUUGGCAAUGGGCCAAGAAUUUGAACCAAUCCGCGAUGACGUCGAGCUCCUCCUCUGCCGGUUGACCUACGAGAACCAAAGAGGAACCGCGAGGCUUUGCGAGCUCGCUGCCGCGAAGAAGAUCAACAGCACGGUGCUGGCAAGGUCGCUCUUGGCAUUCCCCGACUCGCAGUGGCAGCCGAAGUUGAAGACUCUAUUCAAGCUCGCCUCGCAAAACCCGGACGAGGAGACGACCAUCUUGGCCCUGCUCUCCGUGCUCGAGCAUUUCUUGGAGGACGGCAAACCGAUGAAACGUCGAGCGCAGGAACUGCACUUCGAGGAGAAGCUCCGGGGUCCAGGUGGCCGAUACGGUGGCCGGACCCAGAAGCGGAAGGUUGCGCCCAAGCCCAAGCGACGUGGUUCGGAAGAAAGUGAAGACGGGGAUAGCAGCUCGCAAUCUUCAGAGGACUCGUCUAACUGGUUCUGGGCAUCGGUUUUCUCCCCGUUCCUCUCCCUCCGCGCCGCCGCCUCCAAGCUGGUCACCUCGGUGGCAAGCCUGCCUGGGCAUAGCGGCACAGCCGUGGCUCUCUUUGCCAUUGGCAUCGUCCGCAGCGCGACCGUACCCCCCGCGGUGCAGGACCAAUUCUUCAAGGCCGCCCACUUUUUGAUGUCGUCACCAAUUAUUCGCUUCCGCCUCUUCGCCGCCAAUUUCCACUUGCACUUGGCGAAUUUGAUCCGGGAGGAAAGCACAGCCAUCUACCGGGAAGAGCAGAAGGAAAACUCGAUGGACCACUGGUUCGGGACAAGACUCCGCUUCCUUGUCGAAGUCUUCUCGGCCAUGAUGCUCGGCUCGUCGACGGACAAGAUGUUCCUGAAAGCGGCCCGGAAGCAUCUAUUAGAGCCGAUUUUUGAGGCCAUCCUCAACCUAAAGUGUGUGACCCUGAAGCGCACCCGGGCUAUCGACGCGUCGCGUACGGCGCUGCAGCGCUUCUUGACGAAGAUGAUCGGCAACGAGCCGCACCAACUGUUGAGGACGGCCGUCGCCCUGCUCGACAAGGUCGACGACUUCCAGAUUUUGUACCAAACGAUGGCCGCGAUGGAGGAGCUGCUGUCACCGAAGGAGAGCGCUGAAGCUCAUUUCUUGAUUCAGAUCGAGAAGGAUCCGCCGCAGGAAGAGUAUCUGCAAGGUCGCAUGACCGGCAACCCAUACAAAUCGACCGAUCCGGGCAUCGGUCCGCUAAUGCGAGAUAUCAAGAACAAGAUCUGCCGCGACACCGAGCUGGUCACCAUGAUCGACGACGACAACGGCAUCGAGCUGCUCGUCGCCAACCAGAUCGUCCCGUUGAAUCUGCCGGUGAAGGCGGUCUAUGACAAAGUGUGGAAGACGGACCACCCCACUCAGCCGAUGAUCGUCAUCUACCGGCUGCGGGGCCUCCUCGGCGACGCUACCGAGCCGUUCCUGAACCUCAACGACGCCGAGGAGAUCGCCGAGGCUGAUCUGGCCGCCGCGCCUUUGAUUCAUGAAAUUAUGGAGUGUGGCGGAAUUGAGAAGGCGCUGAACAUUCUGCGGCCGGUCGUGUUUGAUGCUGCUGGUCGUCUACUGUUUCAUCAGAUGGGCAAAUUCUUUGAGAUCCUCGUACGCUCAAAGACCUGCCGAAAAGCACUCGUCGAAGCCGGCGCCGUCGACAAAUUCCUGCUCGUCUUCAUGCAAUGCCUCGAGGCAGCCGGACUCGACCGCGAGGCGCUGAUCAAGAGCACCGAAAACGUGGACAGCCCAAUGACGCGUGUCUUCGACGAGCACAUGCGCAAGAAUGCGCCCUCGGAGGCGGGCGAAAUCGCAGAAUUUUACCUGUUCCUCCUCACCGAGCUGUUCGCCGACGCCGAGGUGUACCCGCUGUUAUGCGGCGAGUCUCCGGAGAUGAUCAAGAUGUUGCUGGGGUUGUACCUCUACCGGCCGCCGGCAGUGGUGGAGAGUUUACGCCGGAAUACGACGCUGACGGUUUACAUGUUGAAAUGCCCCAUCACCCAAAAGAUGAACACCCUCCUCAGCAAGAUCAUCCCCGCGGCGGCCGUCGGCAGCGACGCUGCUAUCGAGGCCCUCGUCGACAAGCUGUUCAAUAUCUUCGACUGGGAGAUUGUGGACGCGAAAUGUACGCGCAACACCAUCCUCCUCGACUACCACACCGGCGCGCUGAGCAGCAUGUGCACGCUCGUCUACGACAUGCUCGCCACGCCCGAGACGGCCAAGAUCAAGGACCGGCUGCUGGAACGGAAGCUCGUCAGCACGGCGGUGGACUAUCUGCUGCGAGAACACCCACCCUUGUACAACACGAUGGAGUCGCCCGAAUGGAAGGAGUACCUCAGCCGACCCUGCCUCAAGACUGUCCUCACAUUAAUGCGCGGUCUCGCGAAUGGACACGAGAGAUGUCAGAAGGCGAUCGCUGAGAAGAGCCUUCAUAUGUUGCAUCGACUUGAGCAGGUGGCGUCGGUGGACAGCGUGGGGACGCUUGCAGAAUCGGUGGUGGACCAGCUGAAGGCCAAUGCCGAGGUAGCCGCCCAGAUCGAGGCGGUCAGGCUGGAGACGAAGCAGAAGAAGCGACAGAUGGCGAUGAACAUGAGGCAGAAACAGCUGUCGAAGAUGGGCAUGCAGAUGGGGCAGGGCAGCGAAAUCAAGGUAUCCUCCCGGAAGAUCGCCAAUGAACCGACGCUGGACGAGGCGGGCCCCAGUGACCCACUCGAGUCGUGCUGCAUUUGUCGAGAGUCGAUUUGCAAUACGGAACGCGUGACGUGCGUGUACGCCUUCGUGACGCCCGUCGACCCUGUGCCCGUGGCCACGGAGUACAGUUCUGUUUCUCAGCUCGUCUUCGUGCACCUGGACUGUCAUCAGAGUGCCAUCCGAAGAACGACAUCUCGAGGUGGACAAGACGAAUGGGGCAAGGCCUCCCUCCACAACGCCGGUGGACUCUGCAAUGUUCUAAUGCCCAUCCCCAUCAGCCAGGCGAUGCCCAACGAAUUCCGGGGCGCGCUUCACCGGGCCGAGGCUAAUAUCGGGCAAGUCUGCCCGGCCGCGUUUGCCAUCACGCGCACCUCCGUUUUUCUCGACAUCUGUAGCCUGGUCGAUCGAUACGUGAACCAGAAAAGCUUCUCGCAGCAUAGUCAUGGUGGAGGCAGAGAAUCAAACAUGCAAUACCUGGUGUCGCUCCAGCUACUCGCGCUCACCCUAGACGAGGGAAAUCUGCCUACCAGGACCCCAGAGCAAAGACUACUAACCUUCUUGCUGACGACGCAGAUGAGCCAGCACUGGCGGGAGGAGCGGGAGGAUGCGCUCCGAGUGACGCUCAAUGAUGCAUUGAGACCUGAUAACAUCAACAACCUAAACUGGCCUACCCUGCAGCCCGUCUUUCUCACUUGGGCCCUCGUCGACCUGAUGUUCCACCGAGUAUUGGUGUUUGUCACCGACGACCGCGUCAACUGGCUUAAGGAAAAUUUUGUGGACGCGUUGAGGAAAAUGGGUGACCUGGUCAAAUACUACGACGAUAACGUCUUGCCCUGCGAGGUUUUCGCCGAGUUUGCCGAUGUCAUGGGUCUCGAUGCAAACCACGAGAUCUGGCUGGACGUCAAGGAUAUC
Mesorhabditis spiculigera is the source of this 12711-nucleotide messenger RNA. Lineage: Eukaryota; Metazoa; Nematoda; Chromadorea; Rhabditida; Rhabditidae. The record is from the annotation of a GenBank genome assembly.